GCUGUGUUCAGCUAAAAAAGGGUUUGGAGGAAUGGAUGCGACGGCUAAACACGCGACAGCUAAAAUAGCGGUGUGGUGGGACAUGAAGGAUUGUCCGAUUCCGGAGAAUUAUGUUAGUGGUCUGAUCCGAUCGAGUAUAGAAGGGAAGUUCGAGGAACGAGGCUACUUUGGUCCAGUCACCAUCACUGCCUAUGGCGACCAAACACAAAUCUCGGAUUACAAAUUGCAAGGGCUCUGGACCGCUGGAAUCUCUGUAGUACAUACCAGAUCCGAAAGCAGACACUACCACAUGUAUCGUGACAUUGUGGAAUGGCGAGGUCAGAAUCCACCUCCAGCUACAAUGAUGAUCAUAUCAGAUGAGGUGCAAGGUGUCUUCGAUUGGGACCUGCUCCGGCUACAACAAAGGACGCUAUACAACCUUUUUUUGGCUUAUUCAGAAGGGUGUCAGGCAGGUGUUAUCCUCCACACAAGUGCAGAGUGGUCCUGGAGAGAAUUACUAUAUGGUAGUAAAAGCCGACGAUUUGGUUUUCAUUAUCCCAAGUUGUAUUGCUACUCGUGCAAUUUCGAUUGCAAUUUCAAUUGCCGAACCCUUACGAAAUUCAAGAAGCAUCUCUCGAGUUUUAAACAUAUACGCCAAGAGGAUGUAAACCCUACGUACGAACAGGUGGCAUGUGUCACGAAAGACUGGGGAAGGAACUACAAGGCUACGCCUGAAUACGCGACAGCUAAAAUACAGGUGUGGUGGGACAUGACGACUUGUCCCAUUCCCGAAGGUUAUGAUCCUCGUCGGGUCCGUCCAAGUAUAGAAGCAGCAUUCAAGGAACUAGGCUACUCUGGUCCUGUCUCCAUCACUGCCUUUGCCGACCAUAAUCAUACUCCCCUGCAAGCUCUCUCUUCCACUGGCAUCGAUGUUGUACAUGUCGUUCCCCGUUUCACAUACAUUUCUACAGAUGUGUUCAAUUGGCAUCAUAAUAACCCUCCUCAGGCUGCUGCUAUAAUGAUGGUCAUAUCGGAUCAAGUGGAUUGGAUUAAACAUUGUCUUGUCGGUCUACUACAAGCGAAUAAUUACAUCCUUUUCCUGGCUUAUUCAUUUAGGCCUUCCAAAAAGUCAUUCCUGCUCACUUCUGGAGAGUGGCUCUGGGAAGACCUACUUGCAGUUUCAGAGAAAAGAGCACAAUUUCUUCAGAAAUGCAGUCUUCUUCAGAAGUGCAGCAGUGAAAGUGAAAGCGGUGGUGAACCUACCGCAACGUUUUAUUGCAAAUUAUGCAGCUUUGAUACCAAAAGCAUUGAUAAUUACAGGACACAUCUCUCAACUGAUGAAGAACAUGCAAAAGAAGAGAAGAGAAUUCCUGCGUAUUAUAAUUCUAAAAUUAAGGACAACAGGCGAUCCCGAGUAGCUCAUUACAAUCGAAAUCAUUUGCGAGAGGUAAAAGAAUAUCGAAAGAGCGAGAGGAAACGUAUGAAGAAAGCAAUCCGGACUGGUUUUGGACUUCUACAUAAUCAGUUACGUCGACGUUAAUCUCAAACCUAGAUCUGGUGGUCUAAGGCUUGUUACUCAAGUUAUCACAAACAACUCAUUGCUUUUCCUUUCUAGUAUCUAUGUUGCUGCUGCUUGUUUAAUACAAUGGUUUUAUCUUUUAUUAUUCACUAAUUUAAUGUUAUUCACUGAUUAUGGUACUGUUUAGUAGUUGUUUUCAUUUUUGGAUUCC
Molecule: messenger RNA, 1709 nt
Organism: Eruca vesicaria subsp. sativa (arugula)
Lineage: Eukaryota; Viridiplantae; Streptophyta; Magnoliopsida; Brassicales; Brassicaceae
Source: the annotation of a GenBank genome assembly